Oryza brachyantha (malo sina) is the source of this 4432-nucleotide messenger RNA. RefSeq names its product formin-like protein 3. NCBI's taxonomy places the organism in Eukaryota, Viridiplantae, Streptophyta, Magnoliopsida, Poales, Poaceae. The transcript has 20 exons. Bases 253 to 3912 code for a protein of 1219 amino acids. The record is from RefSeq and is a predicted model, not a curated record.
UCCUCUCCUCUCCAUUCGAUUCUGCUCCCCGCUCCUCUCAUCAAACAAAAAGGGAAACAAAAUCGAAAGGGAAAAAAAAACCCGCCGCCGCUCGCUCCUCGCUCCUCCGCUCGACGCCGCCGCCGCCGCCGCCACUCCUCUGCGACCUAGGGUCGCCUCCUUCCCCUGAGGCCGUUCACAGCAGUCUGAGUGAAACUGAGCAAAUACUGAGAAAUCCAAGUGACAUUAUCAAGAUUCAUUCAUUCAUAUGAAAUGUCACUGCUCAGUAGAUUCUUCUACAAGAGGCCUCCUGAUGGAUUACUGGAGUUUAUCGAUAGGGUCUAUGUUUUUGAUUCAUGCUUCUGCACAGAAGUUUUGCCACAUGGUAUGUACCCAGUCUAUUUGACUGGUAUUCUUACAGAGUUGCACGAAGAACAUAGUCAGUCUUCAUUUCUGGGUAUUAAUUUUAGAGAUGGCAAUAAGAGAAGCCAAUUUGCUGAUGUCCUACGUGAAUACAAUGUUCCAGUAAUUGACUAUCCUCGUCAUUUUGAAGGCUGUCCUGUGCUUCCUUUAUCUCUCAUCCACCAUUUCCUUCGUGUCUGUGAACACUGGUUAUCCACUGGGAAUAAUCAAAAUAUUGUACUGCUACACUGCGAGAGGGGAGGCUGGCCGUCAUUAGCAUUUAUGUUAUCGUGUCUCCUUAUUUUCAAGAAAUUGCACAGCGCAGAGCAUAAAACUCUGGAUCUUAUUUACCGCGAGGCACCUAAAGGUUUUCUGCAGCUUUUUUCUGCCCUCAACCCAAUGCCCUCUCAGCUCAGAUACAUGCAGUAUGUAGCCAGAAGAAACAUAUCUCCAGAGUGGCCUCCAAUGGAGCGGGCACUCUCUUUUGACUGCCUGAUUCUUCGAGCCAUUCCAAGUUUCGAUUCUGAUAAUGGAUGCAGGCCAUUAGUCCGAAUAUUUGGGAGAAAUAUUACUGGCAAGAAUGCUAGUACGAGCAACAUGAUUUUUUCAAUGCCUAAGAAGAAGACUUUACGCCACUAUCGGCAGGAGGAUUGCGAUGUUAUAAAAAUAGAUAUACAAUGUCCAGUCCAAGGAGACGUUGUUCUGGAGUGUGUACAUCUUGAUCUUGAUCCAGAAAAGGAAGUUAUGAUGUUCCGGAUAAUGUUCAACACUGCUUUUAUUCGUUCAAAUGUACUAAUGCUGAAUAGUGAUCAUAUAGAUAUAGUAUGGGGUUCAAAGGAUCGGUACCCAAGAACUUUUAGAGCAGAGAUGCUGUUUUGUGAACUUGGAGGCAUAUCUCCUCCAAGACCUCCAACAGCAACGUUGAAUGGGGAUAUGAAAGGAGGUUUACCAAUUGAAGCUUUUUCAGCUGUUCAAGAACUCUUCAAUGGAGUUGACUGGAUGGAAAGCAGUGACAAUGCUGCCUUUUGGUUGCUCAAAGAGUUCUCAGCAAAUUCCCUUCAAGAGAAAUUUCAAAAGCUAAUACUCAGUGAUAUGGAAGAGCUUUCAAAGUUUCAAGCUAAAGUUGGUCUCCAAAUGCCUCUAAUGUCUCCUCUGGAUUCUGAUGAAGAAAAGUAUUCAGUUGCUUCUGAUUCUGUUUCUUCAUCUGAGCAUGAGAAGGUUCAGCCUGGUGGCAACUCAUCUGACUCAGAGAGCAUUAAUCCUGAUCUUACCACUGAAGAUACUGCUUCUAUGGGCAAUGUUUUGGUGAACACUUCAUCUGUCCCACCUCCACCACCACUGCCACCACCUCCUUGUGGUAGCUUGUCUACCCUUUCCACUGAGGAAAAUCAGCUGCCUCCAGAAGUACAGCAUGGGUCACCAAGUGACAGGAAGCUACCACCUCCAUCACCAAUAGCUGCUGUUCCACCACCGCCGCCUCCCCCACCACCUCCAAGUGGAAACAGACCUGUUUUUUCCCCACCGCCACCACCCUUGCCAAACUGUUCAAUCCCACCUCCACCCCCACCCCCACCCCCACCGCCACCACCAACCUUGCCAAACCGUUCAGUCCCACCACCUCCAGCCCCGCCACCGCCACCGCCCUUGCCAAAGCAUUCAGUUCCACCACCUCCACCCCCACCACUGCCACCGCCCUUGCCAAAUCAUUCAGCCUCACCACCUCCACCCCCACCACCGCCACCACCAUCCUUGCCAAAUCGUUUAGUUCCACCACCUCCAGCUCAGGGAAUAGGUAAUAAAUUCCCUGCACCUUCCCCACCCCCUCCUCCACCUCAUCUUUCUUCUAGCAGAACCCCUGCUGCUGCCACUUUGUCAAAAGGGCGGCCUCCUCCACCACCUCCACCUCCACCUCCAGCUAAUCACACCAAAGGCCCUGGUGCUCCAUCUGCACCCCCACCCCCUCCACCCCCACCUCCAGCUAAUAGCAGUAAUGGCCCUAGUGCCCCACCCCCACCCCCACCCCCACCAUUGCCUGCAGCUGCUAAUCAAAGAAAUCCUCCAGCACCACCUCCCCCUCCCUUGAUAGCAGGAAAGAAAGCUCCCGCACCACCGCCUCCGCCACCUCAGGCACCAAAACCUCCUGGAAUAGUGCCCCCUCCACCACCGUUGCAUGGAGGAAUUGGUGCAUCGGGUCGAUUACACCCCCCAGGCGCAAAGGUUUUAAAUGCGCCUGCCCCACCUCCACUAUUGGGAAGGGGAAGAGAAGCGACUGGAUCAGCGAAAGGUCGUGGAAUUGGAUUGGCUCAACAAAGUAACCCUCCAAAGAAAGCUUCACUAAAGCCUUUGCAUUGGGUAAAAGUUACACGAGCAAUGCAAGGCAGUCUCUGGGAGGACGCCCAAAAACAAGGAAAUCAGGCUAGGGCUCCUGAUAUUGAUUUAUCAGAAUUGGAGAGCUUGUUCUCCACUGCGGUCGCAACCAGUGGAAGUGAGAAAGGAGGAACAAAGCGCGGUUCAGCUAUUAGCAAGCCAGAAAUUGUUCACCUGGUUGAUAUGAGAAGAGCAAACAAUUGUGAGAUCAUGCUCACUAAAAUUAAAAUGCCUCUUCCUGAUAUGAUUAAUGCAAUAUUAGCUUUGGAUAUGUCUGUUCUUGAUAAUGACCAAGUGGAAAAUCUAAUUAAGUUUUGCCCUACAAAGGAGGAAAUCGAGAUGUUGAAGAAUUACAAUGGAAAUAAAGAAAUGCUUGGGAAAUGUGAACAGUUUUUUCUGGAGCUAAUGAAAGUACCUCGGGUGGAGUCCAAACUAAGAGUGUUUGCUUUUAGGAUUACAUUUUCAACACAGGUAGAAGAGCUGAGGACUAACUUAACCACCAUAAAUGAUGCAACAAAAGAGGUGAAAGAGUCUCUGAAGUUAAGGCAGAUAAUGCAGACCAUUCUUACAUUAGGAAAUGCUUUGAAUCAAGGAACAGCUCGAGGUUCUGCGGUUGGCUUCAGAUUAGACAGUCUUCUUAAAUUAUCAGAUACUCGAGCUAGAAACAACAAGAUGACACUGAUGCAUUAUUUAUGCAAGCUUCUUUCUGAGAAAAUGCCUGAGCUUCUUGAUUUUGACAAAGACUUAAUUCAUUUGGAAGCUGCUUCAAAGAUCCAGCUGAAGUUGCUCGCGGAAGAAAUGCAAGCAAUAAACAAAGGUCUAGAGAAGGUCGAGCAAGAAUUAGCUGCUUCAGUGAAUGAUGGUGCAAUUUCUGUUGGCUUCCGUGAGGCAUUGAAAAGCUUUCUUGAUGCAGCUGAGGCUGAGGUUAGAUCCCUAAUUUCCUUGUAUUCGGAAGUGGGAAGAAAUGCUGAUUCCCUAGCUCAGUAUUUUGGUGAGGAUCCAGCACGGUGCCCUUUUGAGCAAGUGACAUCAAUUCUGGUUAUAUUUGUGAAUAUGUUCAAAAAAUCACGUGAUGAAAAUGCUCGAAUUGCGGAGCUUGAGAAAAAGAAAUUAGAGAAGGACAAGGAAAAGGCAAGUUUGUCUGCAAAGAAAGCCUUGGAAUGAUACCACUGCUACGCUGAAGUCCCAUGUUGAAGUAGAGCCAUGAGCCCAUGAGCAAUCACCAUCCAUGGCAGAGAUGCCAAAUAGUGUACUGUAAAUGAGAAUCUGCUUUUGUCGUUGGGUGAUUAUAUGCAGAGAUGGGAGGUCUGGAAGCUCAUUGCCGUAUUGGAUGGGUGCGAUCCAUGAAAUGGUUGUCAUUUGGAUUGCGACCUUUGGAAGUUAUGUGGUUUUACCAAUAGGCGGCAUCAUCCACGAUAUGGCUGAGCAAGUGCAGGCAGUGAGAAGUGCUGCUGCUGACAGUUUUGGUGUAAAUACAUCAGUUACCAAGAUAUAGGAGUUGUCUUACCUGUACAUAAAAUAUGCAGCCCCAAGGGGGAAGAAAGCAAACAUCAUUAGUGUUGUAUAAUCAAGGACAAUCAUGUCGCCCUAGUCACAGGUGAAUUCGUGGCUCUGUCAAUUCCUCUUGUGCUUUUGUGCAUUGUGCCAAACGUUGCUUAUUUCUAAUGCUUGAUUACCUCUAUAA